Molecule: messenger RNA, 387 nt
Organism: Lactuca saligna
Lineage: Eukaryota; Viridiplantae; Streptophyta; Magnoliopsida; Asterales; Asteraceae
Source: the annotation of a GenBank genome assembly
AUGAAACAGAUAAACCCGAGAAGGGAGGUCAAUAAGACCGAACCUCCUGCACCAAAAAGGCGAAAUUCCAAAAAGCUAGCUCACAAUACCAAGUCCCCCACUCCAUCUGAAAGUGAACGUUUGCAAUUUGACACUCAGUUAGAUGUUCGUAAUGAGGAGGAACCGCUUGUUCGUAAUGAGGAGGAACCAUCUGUUCGUAAUAAGGAGGAACCACAUAUUCGCAAUGAGGACGAAGAACCUAUUCGCAAUGAAGAUGUCACACCUAACCUUGAGGUAACUCCUACUUACAACGAUUUCUUUCCAUCUCCUCCUUCUCCCAAAACUACAGCCACUUCCACACCUAUAACGAUUGCACCUUGUCCCCCACCAGUCUCUUCUCAAAAUUAG